Molecule: messenger RNA, 111 nt
Organism: Haemonchus placei
Lineage: Eukaryota; Metazoa; Nematoda; Chromadorea; Rhabditida; Trichostrongylidae
Source: the annotation of a GenBank genome assembly
AUGCCGCCUACCGUAUUUGUAUUCCUUGCUCUCGUUUUACAAUCAGUCAACGCCUCCGACUUCACAAAGGUAAAUCUUUUCACAGGCACAACUGUCCUUAAUAAACCCUAG